This is a messenger RNA of Osmia lignaria (orchard mason bee), 10308 nucleotides long. The record is from RefSeq and is a predicted model, not a curated record. NCBI's taxonomy places the organism in Eukaryota, Metazoa, Arthropoda, Insecta, Hymenoptera, Megachilidae.
GUAAUUCGUUUAAUUUUUCAAACUGCAUUCGCCAUGAUUCUUUAAAAUAAUCAGAAUUAUUUUAUAAAGGAACCGCGGUUCGUGGUUUGGAAUCUCCCUAGAUUUAGGGAGCUGCGGAGCUGCGCGAGUCAAGUAUCCUCGCUGGUGAACUGAUGUAUAAUUAAUCGAACCGGUAACAAACGCCUUCGAGUGAGAAAUAUAAAUGACAGAGAAUACGCGUUGGGGAAGCGAAGUGCGAUGAAAUUGGAGAAAAUGUGAAAUUAACGAAAGAAGGGUUCAGAUUCGCUCGGCGGCGAGGAGGAUCGAAAUAACGAGGAAAGGAAAGAGAGAGAAGACUCGUGAUUUUGGAUCGCUUGAUCGGCCGAACAAAGUGGUAGACGCCGAGGGUCUCAUGAGAAAGAGACGAGCUCUGAAUGCGUGCUGCGUCAUCAUAGAAUGGACACACAAGGAGGAAUGUCCCGCAACACUGGGCCUGGUUUAUACGAGUUCCUUAUGGAAGCAGAGCUUCAACAAUAUUAUCCUGGAAUUCGAGGGGACUUGAAAGUACAGACAACCGCUCAAUUGAAAUAUGUAACAGAAGAAGAUUUGAACGCGAUUGGAAUGAGCAAACCAGAGAUGCGUCGUUUAAAGAAGUAUUUUCAAAAGCAUUUCCCCCAAAAUUACCUCUCCAAAUUCAAAAAGAUGCUGUUACCAAAACGGGAGGAGCCAACGAUGGGUGGUUUGACCAUGUUACCUGAAGAAAGGCAAGACAGACCACCGAUUCGUGUUCCUAAUAAACAUAUGAUACCAGCCGAUGCUAUAAUUGUGAACAAAGAACUGGGAACAGGGGAGUUCGGAGUUGUACAGCAGGGUGUUUGGACGAACGACGGGGAGAGGAUACAAGUAGCCAUUAAGUGUUUGUCGCGAGAAAGAAUGCAGAACAAUCCCAUUGAAUUUUUGAAGGAGGCAGCCAUAAUGCACGCGAUAGAUCACGAGCACAUUGUAAGAUUGUACGGGGUAGUUUUGGAUACAAAUUCCCUGAUGCUCGUCACAGAAUUGGCACCACUGAGAUCGUUACUGGAAUGCUUAAAGGAGCCCAGCUUGCGUGCCAGCUUUCCAGUUCUUUCAUUAUGCGACUUUGCUGUGCAAAUAGCAGACGGCAUGCAGUAUUUGGAAGUGAAGAGACUGAUACACCGUGAUCUUGCUGCCAGAAAUAUUUUGGUCUUCUCCAAGAACAAAGUGAAGAUAUCGGAUUUCGGAUUGUCCCGUGCUUUGGGUGUGGGUAAAGAUUACUAUCAAACGAAUUUCAAUGUGAAUCUGAAGCUACCCAUAGCCUGGUGCGCUCCAGAAUGCAUAUCUUACUUGAAGUUCACCUCAGCAAGUGACGUAUGGGCUUACGGAGUGACAUUAUGGGAAAUGUUCAGCUAUGGUUUUCAACCAUGGGCAGCACUGACCGGUCAUCAAAUCUUGGAGGCGAUAGACGAACCAAAUUUUCAAAGAUUGGAGCAACCAGAGUGUUGCCCAAAAGAUUAUUUCGCCCUCAUGCAACAAUGCUGGCAGCACGAACCAUCGAAGCGACCGAAAUUCUCUGAAUUAAUUAAUCUCCUGCCUGAUUUGAAACCGGAACAAGUUCAAGCUGUUCAGGACAGCACGGAGACCGGCCAGCUUGUAUACAGGCAAGGCGAUGUUAUCACCGUUCUGGAUAAAGGAAGCAGUAAUACUUUAUGGAAAGGUGUAUUGAAUAACGGGAAAACUGGCUUCUUUAAUCCUGCUCACACGAUAGCUUAUCUGGGAUCUAAUCUACCAAGCAAUAAACCUGGAGAAUUUACACGCGGGGACGGUAAAAAUGCCUUCUCCUCCCAGAGACGAAAGAUUCGUACGGACAUGAUUUCUUCACCGCAAGGUGACUUGAAGCACACCGGCCAUGUCGGAUUGGACGGAGCUUAUUUCGGUGAUAUCGGUUUCCUUGGCGGAAAGUAUCCGCAUUUACCGCGACAGGUGGUCACUCCGUACAAGCCGCAAGAGGAUGUAACAGACAAUUCUAGUCAAGCUUUAAACCAAGAUGCAAGAAGCACAGAGAUGAACAGGGAAUUAUUAAGGGACAAUAGAAACGCUCAGCAAGAUAAGCAUGAAAAUUUGUGGUCAGAUGCAAGUUCUGAAGUAUGCCACAUGGCUAAUUCGAGUAAACAAUCUGUUUCGUUAAAUGUAGCUGGCAACAAUGAUUCUCUUGGAGCGGAUCACGAAUAUCACGAGAUCAGCGAUGAAGAAAAUCAAGAUAGCCCUUUAAGAUUUGACAAAACGUUGAAUUUCGAUUUUGGUCCAAGUUUGUUGGCUGAAAUGGAUCAAAUGUUCAGAUCACUAGGCUCUUCACCUCCUCCGCCACCUCCUGUUCAUCCUUUGUCCACUGAACAUGAAUCGAGUAAUGUCAGGAAUGAACUGAGGGAGAUCCAAGCGAAGCAGAGCAAUAAGAAGAAACAAGCCACCGUGAAGCCUAUCUCAGCCGCCGAUCAGAAAACUCUCUACUCAGCCAUUGCUAUGGCACAGGAAUUGACAGCACGUUCCAUGACAGAUCUUGAACAUCCACCGGAGUCUCCCCGAACACCCGCCAGUCCUUCAAGACGCAGAAAGUUCUCUUUUAAGUUGCCACAUCAACACAGUCCCAAACCAGACAGACGACACUUUUCAGAGGAAGCUGCCAGUAUACCUGACAUACAGUGGUUGUGUUCGAGCCUGCAAUCAUUGUCAUCCACCGUCUCUAGUAUAGAAUCACUUGGUGCACCGUCCACUCUAAAGUUGCCAUUGUGGGACAAAGCAUCAGCUGAAUUUUGUUUCGCCAAGUCACGAGAACUUCUGACUAAACCCACUGCAUGGACUUCGUACAUGGACAUAGAGUUUGAUGCUCACAUAUUGGACAACGCAGCCAUGAGGCAGAAUCUUGUGAAGUCCACUGAGUUCUUGGAGAAUGGUAACAAGAAAGGCAAUUAUAAUUGUGAAACAAUGACGGAUACGAGUGAUAAGCUAAACGUUCUUCAGCAAAAUGGCAAAGUACCUCCUCUGAGUAUAGAGAAUUCAAAUUUCGACUUUUCCCGAGACCAGAAGAGAGUGUCUACCAGUUACGUGGAUCGUUAUUUUGAGCAAUCAAAGUAUUUCGAUGACGACGGUGCUCUAAGCUGUACCACUGAGAAGACACCAUACUUCGGAGAGGAGAAGAUGGAUAAAUACGAUAAGAUCAACAAUUUGGAGCAACCUAACAGACCAGGUUGUUACUCAAACAUCCAGGAUGGUUCUGCGAACAAGCACAGUCAGCAGUUGUCAAAUAAAUAUGGUAAUUGUGAUCAGCAGCUUAACGACGUACAGUGCGAGGAAACGAGCUUUGAUUUAAUGAAAGACAAACCUGUGAACUUUGAGUUCCCACGUAGUAAGCCAGUUAAGUUUGAUUCGUCCAGGGACAAGGUAGCCAAUAUAGAUCUUGGUACCAGGCCCAAGAUCUCCAGUUCCUUCAGCGAUUCCUCUAAGAUGAACAUUCCAGAAUUCCCAAAGAAGAUAGAUGUGUCGAAGAACAGGGGUGGGAAGGUAGCUUUCGCUUCAAGAAACAGCAAUCAGGAACCUAAGAGUGUGAUUUAUGGAUCCACGGAUAGCAUAAAGACUAAUUUGAAAGCUGGAGAAUCAGAGAACUCAAGAGCAAACAUGGAAGCGGUGAGGAUCAAUAUACAGAGCUUCCGUAAGAUAGAACAGAAUCAGAAUGGCCAUGAUGGUUUCCCUUUUGUAAUAUCCAACAAUCCCUUGUUCAUAGCUGAGUCUGAGAAAAAGGAGUCGCCUGUUUAUAGCAGCUCAGAGAGCCUGCGAGUAAAUUUUCAACGACUCAGACGAAAAUCAGACGCAGAGGCUAAUAAUCAGGUUGAAUUGAACAGCAAACUGCUGGCAGAGAAGUAUCAACGCGAGGUGUCUGGUUUGGAGAGCGUGAAGAAUUACCUGGACUCCAAGAAGGGCCAGGGACUGAACCUGGGUCUGGGUAAGCUGACGCAGAACAUGAUCCAACUUGGCAAGAACAUUGCGCAGAACUCAAGGAACAUAGAAACCACUGCGUCCAAGUCAUUGGUGACAAACAUGAGGAAUCUGGACAUAUCUGGGCAAAGUCAGACACCUCUCAGGAGCUUGAACAUUCCUACGCAGAAGCCUAAGCACCUGGACUUGAACAUUCCUCUUCAGUGUCAGUCACAGAUCAGCAUGAAGCUGAAUUUAAUGCAGAAAAGCAAUCCCCCAUCCAGUCCCACCAUACACCAACAUAUUCUGGAGCCACCAAAGUUGUAUCAGAACGACAAUACAAGAAAGGAGGUGGCGAAGACUGAUGUUCUGUUGGAGAAAAUGUCUACCACCACUACAAACAUGUACAGACACAGAACCUCGUCCCUGUCAGAGAACAGAAAACCACCGAUGAAGAACAUAAGGAGGUCCUUUCAUCCAACGAACGAUUCCAGCGAAGAUUCAGACUCCAUAUCCCAUUCAGAGACUGACAUAAGAAGUCGUCUGCGUUACAAGCGACGCCAUAAGAAGGUUCCCCACAACCUGCGCCUGAACUUCAAGAACAAAGGACACUUCUUGCAUCCUGAAUCAGCCAGAGGCUUCUCGUCGAUAGAGCUCUGUGGGAAAUCACCACCACCUUCGACCAGCUUCUUGAACUCCUUGUCACCGCCUUUCUCUUCCAGAAACAACUUGCUCUCUUGGCCAGAAAGUGCCCCCAGUUCUAGUCUGACGUUCACCAGCAACUCGGACCUGGAUUCAGACACCAGCUCUGAGUAUCCAGAGUUCACCAGCGACGCUACGUUGUCCGACGAGGCCAAGGAAGUGUACAACAGUCUAGUGGAGACGCCCAGCAUAGAGGCUGCUCCGGAUACGAAUCCUUUGCGCAUGCUCCGCUCGGGCGUCCCUAUAGUGAGGCCAAGAAUCCGCGGGAACAAGCACGCGACUCUGGGCCACACGGUGUCCCAUCAGGAGGAUCUGUCCAGCGAGACGUUCCACUUCGACGCGUACAACAGUGGCUCGAAGACGUUGCCCAAGAUCAGGGCACCGCCGCCCCCCCACGCACCGCCUCCUCUUCCCCAGACGCGACACCUGGAGAGGCAUCAUUCCGCCCAGGAGAUCGAGAACAAUCAGAAUCAAAGUAACGUGGACGAGAACCCUAUACCACUGCCCCCCAGGGACAGGUCGAAAACGUUGCAGCCAAAGUCUAGUUUGCCCAGACAUCAGAGGAAGCAUCCCUUGAUCAUACCUGGUGGUGGGGUCACAAGGACAUUGGCUAAGAUGGCGGUGACCACACCGCCUAUAGAGGAUCAGGUCGAUGGUAGUCUGCAGAGUGCCAGCUCAUCGGUGGCCAGUAGCUCACUACAGGAGGACUAUUCGUCGGAGACCUCGGUCAACAGUCCAGAGGAAUUUGAACAGCGUAUAGACUCCGAGUUGGCAGCACUGGACACUCUUCCAACCGAUGAGAACAAGCUGCACCGUUUCAGUGUCAUCUCUGAAGACCUGCUCGAGUUCUCGGAUAACCUGAUCGACUGCGACACCUCGGAUAACCUUGUCGACUGCGACACCUCGGAGUACCGACAGAAUAGCCAGGAGAGCAGGAGCGACGCACAGUCCACAGACUCGGAUCGCCAACAGAGGAAGAUCAGCGUCGAGUCCAAGUGUUCCUUCAGGAGUUCAGCCUCCAAAUGUAUCCAAGAGAGCGAGACAGGUGAGGCGAGUAGGAACUCUACCCCCACAGGUUCAAGCAGAUCAGAGGAUUCUGUUGUGUCCGGCAAAGCGGAGCCCAAGCUUCAAACGUCCAACGCAAGGACACCGUCGGUACAGAGACCUUCGAAUUACACGAUGCAGUACGACUAUGGGGAGUAUCCGGAGGGUGGCUCACAGAGCAGAACGAGCAAACAGCCAGCAGAAGUCGCAGAGUCGAAAGAGUCUUCCACCGUUGAUUCCAACGAUAGCUUCCAUUCUUCCGGUUUGACCAGCACCUACGACAGGUUGUCGAACGAGAAACUGUCGGCUCACACGAGCGAUUUGUCGCGUCAGUCGGAUCACGUGUCAUGCGAGGAUCUUCUGGAGUUCGCCUGCGACGGGCCAAACGCGAGGAGGACCCGUGGCCCUCGCAAUGGCAAGCAGUCCGACGAGGUUAGGAUCAUGAUGAAGGUAUUGCACGAACAUUCCACCCCCGAGUCGUGCAUAGCCGCGUUGAAUGUCACCGAUUGGGACGUACUGGCGGCGAUCAAGCUGGAACGUCUUCAGGGAUUGCUGAAGAAAGAGAACAAUUUCGUUGGCCUACAGGACUGCAAGGUUAUGUUGAACCAAUGUGGAGGUGACGUGGUAAAAGCGGCCGCGUUGUUGAGAAGCACCGAUGACACGGCUGCUGUUUAAUCGCUUUGGUUAACUGGCUUACUCCAGCCAGACGAUCAUACCAAGCGUUGGAGGUUAGGAUGUGGAAGCCAUUUUGAGCGGAGUACGCUUCUUGUUCUUGGGACGAAGAAGAGUGGUUAAGUAGUAUUUUCGAAAACAAGAUGCUUUUUCAUUUUUUUUUUCUUGCUUGUGCGUUUAAGUAGAUGAAUUGAUGCAACGUUUAUUUAUUAUUUUAGGAUAAAACGAGGAUAGUAUUCUUUGUUUGUUGCCUAAGGACAGAUAGGCGCACAGGUUUAGUGUUUCUCCUGCAGACAAAUGGUAUAUGACGAUCCACUGGAAAUGAAAUACUUAAUCAAAAUACUCUUAUUAUUGGUAAUGAUGUAUGAACUUAUACUUGGAACAAAACUUGUGUCCUUUUGUGUAUAUUAGAUUUAAGAACGCUCGGACGAGAUAACCCUUAUUGGUUAUUUAGGGAAGCAUUUUAAUUCCUCUGAAGAUCUUCCACUGGCACUUACAUGACAUAGAUGUUACAUUAAAUAUUCCCUUUCUGGUGGAUCGGAUUCUAUAGAGUAAUAGCUUUUUUUUUUUUUUUUUAAUUUAAUUUAACUUUUAGCAAGAAAUUCUGUUUCUGCCUUGUUUAAUGCAAACGUAAUGUGAUAAUUUGCACAAUAAACGUAUCGGGUUUUGUGAUCUAAUAACCGUGUGGAAUAGAAACGUAGCCGAAUGUGUACGUACAGGGUGUUUGAAAAAAAAAAGAAUUGCAAAGUCCUUUACCAUUUUGCAGUUUUCGGAUUGUAAUCUUUGAGACACUCUGUACAUAUUUUACAGUUACUAAUUUCAUGAGUAAAUGAAAUCGAAGCAUCUACCAGCGGAAGUGUACAAUUUCACGCAUGGUAAAUGUGUACACUGAGUUGCAUUGAACUUGUCGCAGUGAAGUUGGCUACAAAUUCACUAGCGCAUUCACGCCGCGUCGGUGAGUGAAUGCGUGGCCAACUUCACUGCGACAAGUUCAAUGCAACUCAUUGUAUGUACGCGUACUGUAACGACACUUCGAUCAUGACAUGUUUGCAAAUUUUUAGUUAAGCGAGCGUGUCGAGAGAAAGUAUUACGAAAGCUAUUGAUUAAGCAGCGAAUCAAUCCUUGUGUCGCGUGAUACAGUGAUCAAAUCCAUUGUAGACGAUCUUGCGUUUCUUCGUACAGAAAAAUCUGAUUCUCUCUGUUUAAAAGUACCUUCGAAAGUACAGGAAAGCAUGCGUUUUGUAAAAGACAAUCAUUGCGUAGUACUCAACGCUGUUCCGCGAACAUGAGAUUAACGUUCGAAGCGAUUCAGAACCAUUUAUACCUGAAUAACUUCACUGUUUUCAAACAAUAUCAUCGGCGGAAAGAGAAAUUUCGAUUCCAAAGAUAAUAUUCAGACGGUAUUAUUGUUUGGUAUCAUACGCGCACCGUAGUUUAGCGUUUUCACUGUAAUUCAUCAUACCAUGUUUCAAUAAUGAGAGACAACGCUCCUCUUGUAACGGUGGAUCGGUGGAUUCUCAAGACUUUUCCUGUAUUAAGUGCGAAUUUAAUCUCAUAAGUAAUAGUAUUUAGAUGUGUAUGAAAUAGUGAUGUGCGGCCCGACUAGUCGGGUCGGUUCGGAAGACAUCGGGCGGGCUCGGGCGGGUGUCCGACUGUUUCGGGUCAGGUCGGAUAAAGUCGAGCGGAUUCGGACGAGCUCCCGCGGAACGCGGCCUAAUUCUUAUGUACUUAUUAAUACUUGCAAUAAGCAUGCGCAAAAUCUGUUUUAUGUGGAAUUUUGGAAUAAGAUAAUUUUUAUAUGGAAAAAUAAUACUUGUAAAGAAUUUAUUUGAAAUGAAUUUCAUUCCAUGCCACCUGUAUGUUCAUUUUAUACAAAAUAGAUUUUGAUCAUGCUUAUUGCAAGCAUUAACAAGUACACGAGAGUUGGUACCGCGGGAGCUCGUCCGAAUCUGCCCGACUUUAUCCGAGCUGACCCGACUGCACGCGUGCAUCGGACACCCGCCCGACCCUGCCCGAUUUUUCCCGAGCCCACCCGACCCCGUAAUAUCGGGUACCCGCGCAUCCCUAGUAUGAAAUAAUCAUGGUUAAUGGUUAGCACAAACAAGAGAGAGAGAGUGAGAAUGAGAAAAUGAUGCUUGUUAUAAUAAUUGUAUUACGGUCCAAGAUCAAACAAGGAUGAUCCUGGAUAAGUAUUGGAAGUGCAGAACAUUUUGUAGAACGUAGCCAACGUUGCAAGUAAACGUCCUUUGUAUUUGACCCGGUAGUAGGGUACGAUAAAACCACCAAAUAUUAUGUAUGAAAUCUCUGUGUUCAGUAAGAUUGAUUUUUAUAUUUUGUUAGAGAGCUUUCGCGUUAAUCUUGUUAAGUUGUAAGAAAUCUGGGUGAUCAUGGGGGGGGGGAUAAUUAUUGUUAGAGAGCGUGAAUUGAAUUCAAUUUGAUUUAUAACCUCUGUAAGAAUAUCAAAUGAAUAGGCACUGUUCAUUUGAUGUCUCAGGUAGAAGAAAUUUCACUUUUUUCCUCGUGUGUAGUUUCUUGGACAUCAUGCAAAUUAAUGUUACAUAUUUUUCUUUUCUUUUUCACACAGUGUUCGCUGUAUUACUAUAAUGGAUUGCAUGACUUCUGAGAUACUUGGCACAUUGAAAAUGUUCAGCAGCCAUAAGAGUCGAAGAACAUAUCCAGAAUCAGAUUCCCUUGGACUCGAGGCAAAUGUCCAGUACUGUACCGCUUGAUUGAGUAAUAUUUUUCCAUGUAUAUCUUUUGUACCAGAGUCUUUUCUACGAGAUACUUCCUUUUGGGUGAUGUUGUUCGAGUCCAGGCGAAUUGGAGAAUGAAAAUUGCUCACCGUACUUUCGUAUAGCGCGUUUGUAAACGUUUUAUUAAGGAAAACGUGAUGGAAAAAAAGGGAUAAUGUUAAUUGGAUAUCCUUGCCGACCGUACUUUUGUAUCCUUCAACGAAGCCAAAUAGGAGCUUACGAAAAUCGCCUAAGUAAUGUUACUUAGUAUCAUUUUGUAAUAACGUUGAACAAUAAGGUUUUCGGUUCCUGAAUAAAAAUACGCGUAUCGUGUAUUUUUCUUUUUUAUGCUGAAUAGACUCUCUUUUCUCUGUCACGUAUUGGCUCUAACAAAGACAGGGCAUUAGAGCAACAAUAUCCUAAUGGAAUCAUGAAAGCUGAAACUAGUUUUUAAGUAUUGGGAUACGUACAAGUACAGUUUAGUAAGCAAUUCUCUAGUUAUUACCUAACAUAUUGAAGUUUCUAAAACGCUACUUUCUUAUGGUAUAACCCUUCAGUUUUCUGAUACUUCAUUGAAUAUAGUUAUUCCCAUUACAAACUGUGAAAGAAUAAUUGACAAGAUACUUCAGGCUGAUACGUGAAUGGAAAGAGAGCUUAGAAAUAAAGGUAGAGUGUUCAGUAUAAAGAGAUCAAUUAUUUUUGCGCAGGAACCACUAAUGAACUAAUUAGAUUCAGCUCGUUCGAAGAGCAAUCCACCUCGAUCAGUUUUCCUGAGCCAAUGUACUUAGUCGAUUCUCGAGGAGAGAGAAGUAGAUGAAGAAAUUUUUGAUAAUCCCCGACAUCGGAGAUAAUGUAGGGAUCUUUACACGUUUGUAAGGUUCGUUUCACGCAAGAUCGUUGCGCCCGAUAAAAUCUGUACGCAUCGAAGAACACGGUUGCGUCUUGCGAACGGAUCCAACGACCUCGGGGAUAAUAAUCGAAAUUAAGCUCGCCAAGUCUCCUGAAGGAAGAACCGAUGCCUAUCUUACGCAGUAGGAGUAUGUUCAUCCUAUAAUCCGUUUUUUUAUACGCGAUUCUUAAUACGAUAAGGCAAUACGUUUGUACGUCUCUACAAUUAUUAACGCGCGGAAACACGAGGAUGUUUUAUAUCGACUGUAUUUACGAUAAUAUAUACACAUUCAUAAUUGAAAACGAA